Molecule: messenger RNA, 240 nt
Organism: Acaulospora colombiana
Lineage: Eukaryota; Fungi; Glomeromycota; Glomeromycetes; Diversisporales; Acaulosporaceae
Source: the annotation of a GenBank genome assembly
UUAUCUCUUACAACUUAUAAGUUUAAAGGUCAAGAAGUAUAUGACUAUGAUGACGAAAUCUCGGAUGUUAAGACUAUGAAUUUUUCAAAUGAAGAGCAAAACAGUGGAAUUAAAGACAUAAAAUACGAUGGUAUGCCGGAAGAGACUAAUAACAGCGAUGGGGAAAAUAAUGAAGCAAAACGAAAGUCUCAAGAAGAAAUAGAAGUAAUGCUGUACGACUUAUUUGAUAAAAUCCAAGAG